Messenger RNA from Gossypium raimondii (Peruvian cotton), 2133 nucleotides. RefSeq names its product YTH domain-containing protein ECT1. Gene Ontology annotation, cellular component: cytoplasm. Gene Ontology annotation, molecular function: mRNA binding. The record is from RefSeq and is a predicted model, not a curated record. The transcript has 10 exons. Gene Ontology annotation, biological process: mRNA destabilization. NCBI's taxonomy places the organism in Eukaryota, Viridiplantae, Streptophyta, Magnoliopsida, Malvales, Malvaceae. The coding region runs from base 279 to 1997 and encodes 572 amino acids.
UUCAGCAUUUGUUCUCUCUCGCACUUCCUUUUUCUACUUCACUCUCUUGAAAAAGGAAGAGAAGAAAAACUUGUUUGUUUUCUUCAAUCAAAACCGGGUUUCCUAGCGGUGCCCGUCUCAUCAGAUCGGAUCCGGUCUUUUUUUCAGGCGUUGAGGAUUGGAGCUAAGUUAUACACUUUUAAAGGACUGCAACUUCAAACUUUUUCACUAAGCCUUUUGGCUGUUUUGAAUUUUUUAGGUCAAUUGGGUUUUCGAAUAUUUUAUCUGGUAUCUCGAUAAUGGCCGGUGAAAUGACUUUGGAGAAUCCUGAACCCAUCAAUGCGGUUCCGAAGUCUGAAGCUGUUCCCAAAUUGGCUGAGCAGGAUGCGAAUUCUGGAAAAAUUGGAAUGGCAUCUGAUUUGACUUCCACAAUAUCUUCUUCACCAUAUGAAUCUUCUGGUGCAAAAGCUGAGAGUCAUCAAGACUUGGUUGGAGAACCUGGUUUCAAUCAAUCUACUAGCUUUGAAAAUUAUUACUACCCAGGUUAUGAUGGGUCAUUCACUCAAUCUGAUGAUAAGGGUUAUUUUCUUACCGAUGGUUCACUUACAGGUGUGCAAUCGGAAAAUGGGUCCUUGGUCUACUAUUUGCCUGGCUAUAACCCAUAUGCUACUGGGGCUCUAAUGGGUGUUGAUGGGCAAUGCCUUGGUCAACAACCAUAUUAUUCAUCAGGAUAUUUUCAGCCUCCUGUUUCCUAUGCAUCAGAAGCCAUGCCUUGUUACUCAUGGGAUUCAACAUAUGCUGGAGAUGUUUCAAAUGGAAUCCUUGAUGGUUUUGGAAAUGUAAAAUAUGGUUCUGGCUCUGCUUUUGCAAAGUCAAAUGGUUUCAACUCAACAAAAUCUAAUGGCCUUGGUACUAAACUAUCGAAAUCUACUUACGCUCAGCCUAACAAACCACUAAGCAAGGGGCCUCAUUCAGGUUCUGAUCCAUCCGCAGGAUCUUAUAGGGGAUACUACCCAGCUGGAAGAUCUUCAUUUAACAACCAAAAGCAAGGUCUUUCCCAAUACAAUGGUCAUAUGAACUACAGACAGAAUGGGAGAGCAUGGAAUCAAAAUGAUAGGUAUAAGAAAUCCAACGUUGACUUUGAAACCUCAGCUGAACUAACUUGUGGUCCAAGGGCCUUAAACAGGGCUGCCCCUUUGGACUCUUCUGUUAAGAAGGAAGGCCUGGGACUUAACUUAUAUAAAGAUAAAUACAACCUACAAGAUUUCCCAACUGAGUAUGAAAAUGCAAAGUUCUUUGUCAUUAAGUCCUACAGCGAGGAUGAUGUCCACAAAUCCAUGAAGUAUAAUGUGUGGUCAAGUACUCCGAAUGGCAAUAGGAAGCUAGAUGCAGCAUUCCAUGAAGCUGAAACUAGAGAAAGUGAGACUGGCACCAAAUGUCCUAUCUUUCUUCUUUUCUCGGUUAAUGGAAGUGGACAGUUUGUUGGCUUAGCUGAGAUGAUUGGCAAGGUGGACUUCAAUAAAGAUAUGGACUUCUGGCAACUGAACAAGUGGAAUGGUUUCUUCCCUGUUAAGUGGCAUGUUAUAAAAGACAUCCCUAACAAGGAGCUCUUCCACAUCAUCCUAGAAAACAAUGAGAACAAACCUGUAACUCAUAGUAGGGACACUCAAGAGAUUGGUCUCAAGCAAGGCUUAGAACUGCUCAGGAUUUUUAAAGGCUAUUCAGAAAAAUCAUCAUUGUUACAUGACUUUGGAUUUUAUGAAAAUCGAGAGAAGACACUUGAUGCGAAAAAGAAUUACAAGCCUGCUACUCUAGAAUACAUGGAAGAUGAUUUGACUAAGCAAUCAAAAGCAGGAGACAGAGAAGUGGAAGAAGAGUUGAGGAGGACCAAGAAAACUGGAGAUGCAACAUCCAUCAUCAAUCUCACCAAAAAACUAUCCCUCAACGGCUGCAAUCGGAAGAGCAUCGCUGUGAAGAACCCAAUAGCAAGUUCAUUUCCUACCGUCCCUGCACCAUAGCUUUUCAACUAGUUAAGAUGUUUUUCAGCUUUUUGCUUUAAAAUUCUUUGUCUAUGUUGCCUUUUUUUUAAUCUGAGUUGGAUUUUUAGUUGACAAAGCAAUGAAUUUGAAUUAGCUUUUGCUGGAGUUUUUUAAA